Messenger RNA from Lycium ferocissimum, 1679 nucleotides. Its product is annotated as cytochrome P450 71A9-like. Gene Ontology annotation, molecular function: oxidoreductase activity, acting on paired donors, with incorporation or reduction of molecular oxygen; monooxygenase activity; heme binding. Lineage: Eukaryota; Viridiplantae; Streptophyta; Magnoliopsida; Solanales; Solanaceae. Bases 59 to 1567 code for a protein of 502 amino acids. The transcript has 3 exons. The record is from RefSeq and is a predicted model, not a curated record.
UGUAUCCUCAUCUAUAAUAAGAAAGCUCUCGCUACCUCUCUACAAACCUCAAACAAAAAUGAGUUUCCUUGUAUUCUUGAAGCUGUUAGCUUGUGUCCUUUUCUUUUUGUUCCUAAUAUUGUCUUUCACAAAGAGGAAAAACAAAGUAAAAAACCUCCCUCCAAGUCCUAGGAAACUGCCUAUAUUAGGAAACCUUCACCAAAUUGGGAAAUUGCCUCAUCGUUCACUUCAAAAACUUUCCAAUGAAUAUGGGGAUUUCAUUUUCUUGCAAUUAGGUUCUGUCCCAACUGUUGUUGUUUCCUCUGCUGAUGUUGCUAGAGAGAUCUUUAGAACACACGAUGUUGCUUUCUCUGGCCGUCCUGCCUUAUAUUCUGCCAGAAAACUUAGCUAUAAUCUUUCUGACGUGUCUUUCGCACCCUAUGGUGAUCACUGGAGAGAGCUUCGGAAAAUUUUAGUCUUGGAGUUGCUAAGUACAAAGAGAGUACAAAGUUUCGAGACAAUCCGAGACAUGGAAGUGAGCCGUUUGGUUCAAGAAGUUGGUUGUACUCUAAACUCGUCCGUUAACAUAAGUGCGUUAACACUAACCUUGGCGAAUAACGUUGUUUGUCGUGUGGCUUUUGGGAAAAUAAGUGACGAAAGAGGAGAUGAUAAUGGGGAGAAAAAGAUUUAUGAAAUUCUUUAUGAGACACAAGAAUUGUUGGGUGAGUUUAAUAGUGCUGAUUAUUUUCCUAAGAUGGCAUGGAUUAACAAAAUUAAUGGGCUGGAUGAAAGGCUUGAAAAGAAUUUUAGAGAAUUGGAUAAGUUUUAUGACAAAGUAAUAAAAGAUCAUGUUAAUUCAAGUAGUAGGAUUAAACAAAGGGAUGAUGAAGAUCUUGUUGAUGUAUUGCUUCGAAUUCAGAAGGAUCCACACCAAGGUGUCCCUCUCCACGAUAAUCACAUCAAAGGCCUUCUUGCUGAUAUAUUCGUAGCUGGAACAGAUACAUCAUCAACAACCAUAGAAUGGAUCAUGGCAGAACUCAUAUUAAAUCCAAGAGUCAUGAAAAAAGCUCAACAAGAAGUAAGACAAGUUGCCAAGGGAAAACAAAAGGUUGAAGAAGUUGAUCUUUACAAACUCGAAUACUUGAAAUUAGUCAUCAAAGAGACUCUUAGACUUCAUAUGCCAGCCCCAUUACUAAUGCCUCGAGUAACAAUUUCUAGCUGUAAAAUAAUGAACUACGAACUACCAACAAAUACAAGAGUCCUCAUUAAUGGAACAGCAAUUGGGACAGAUCCAAAAUACUGGGAAAAUCCAUUAACAUUUUUGCCAGAGAGAUUCUUGAAUAAAGAGAUUGAUUACAAAGGCCAAAAUUUUGAGUUCUUGCCAUUUGGGGCAGGUAGAAGAGGGUGUCCAGGAAUUAAUUUUUCUAUACCACUUGUUGAGCUUGCAAUUGCUAAUCUCAUAUUUCAUUAUGAUUGGUCACUUCCUAAAGGGAUGCUAGCUAAGGAUCUUGAUAUGGAAGAAGCUGUGGGGAUUACCAUGCACAAGAAAACUCCCCUUUACUUAGUAGCUUCUAAUUGUAAUUUGUAGUAGUGUGCAAGCAAAUGUUUAGCACUAAUUCUUUUUGGAUUUGACUUAUGUACACCACUAUGAGGAACCUUUAUAUUAUUUUGAGUAAUUUAAUAUAUAUUGUAACAACUUA